Molecule: messenger RNA, 4756 nt
Organism: Nymphaea colorata (pocket water lily)
Lineage: Eukaryota; Viridiplantae; Streptophyta; Magnoliopsida; Nymphaeales; Nymphaeaceae
Product: K(+) efflux antiporter 1, chloroplastic-like
Exons: 21
Coding region: 283-4341 (1352 amino acids)
Biological process (GO): proton transmembrane transport; potassium ion transport
Cellular component (GO): membrane; chloroplast
Molecular function (GO): potassium:proton antiporter activity
Source: RefSeq, a predicted model, not a curated record
CGUCCGGAAUCAUCCUAAGGCACCGAAAAAUUCGAAUCUCCUCAGAGACUUAAUUUUCCAUUUUUCCAUUUUUUAAGAUGGAGAAAAAACCAUUAAACUAGACAAGAAGCUCCCCUUGAGGGUUGCCCUCCUCGUCUUCCUCUCUGUUGUCGACGUGCGGGAGCCUUGACCUAAGCUGCUUUCAUGGUAGAGUUUCGGAGGAUUGUGGGUGAUUUUCUGCCUGGAAAAGGAACCAGCACUUGGUAUUAGCUCAGAUUCUUGUCCUUUUGGAGUUUGGUGGACAUGGAGGUUGCGUCCAGUUUCCUUCAGACUAGGGGAGUUGAUGAAAGAUGCUGUUUCAAUCCAUCUUCCACAUUGGGGACCUGGUUUCACGAGCGUGAGUUUGUUCGGAUUCGUGGUUGCCGGACGAAGUUCAAUUUUCGAGCAGUCAAAAGGGAAUUGAGCAUUUGUUGCUGGUUAGGUUCGAAGGGGUUGAUUGGGGGAACAGGAACUGGCUUUAGUAGGGCAAGACCAGCUAGGCUAAGCAAGGUUGUCACCUCCAGAGGUGCGCUUCUGCACUUUAUGCAAGGAAAUCUGAACUGUGUGCCUGAAUUGAAGGUUCCAGGGCGGAGGAGAAUGCACGUUGAUUGCGGACAUAAUGGCAAUGUGGUGGAUGAUUCUUUGUAUUAUGUUGAUUCGGCGGAGAAUUCAUUGGAAGAUGGCCGUGUGGAGUCAAGCAGCAGUUUGGUUAGUGGAGAAGGUCCAGCUACAAACAGCCAGUACUUGAAUACAUUGGGGGGAGUUGGUGAAGGCCAAACUAGUGUUUUGGGUAGUCCUGAUGCUUCCUCUAGCUCUUCUGAAGAGAUUCCAACUGAGGGAAAUCCUGCUACUGAUGAUUUCUCUAAGUUGGAAGAACUCAGGGAAUUACUUCGGAAAGCAGUGAAGGAACUGGAAGUUGCUCAAAUGAACAGCAUCCUUUUUGAAGAGAAAGCUCAAAAAAUAUCAGAAGCUGCAAUUGCUUUAACGGAUGAAGCGGAGAAUGCGUGGAGUCAAGUUAACUCAACCAUGGAGAUCGUGCAACGGAUGGCUAUUGAAGAGGCUGCUGCAAUGGAAGCAGUAAAGAAAGCAACCGAAGCUCUGUCAACAGCUGAAGCCAAGUUAAAUUUGGCAGUGGAUGCUGCAGAAGGUACUAAGUUAACAGACGAUGAAAGCAAAGGUAAUAGAGUGGCUGAAGAUGAAUUGUUACUAGCUUCAUCCAUUGACGCUGAGGUCACACCUGAUAAUGUUACCUUAGAUCAAUCAACGGAUGAAUCUGACAAGGUGAAUGAGAAAAAAACUGAUGGCAUGGUAGAAAUACCUUGGAUUAAAGAAAAAGAGGCGUUGAUACGGGCAAGGGAUGAUGUAAGGGAUUGUCAAGUUACUCUUGCUAGUUGCGAGGCAGCUCUUAGGCAGAUACAGAGCAGGAAAGAAGAGUUACAGAAGGAGGUAGAUCGUUUAAGUGAGGUUGCUGAAAAAGCUAGACAGAGGACUGUCCAAGCAGAGGAGGAUGUGGCAGAAAUUAUGCUUCAGGCUGAGCAGGCUGUUGCCAUUGAGCUAGAGGCAACUCAGCGUGUAAAUGAUGCAGAAAUCGCACUGCAAAAACUAGAGAAAUCCAUCUCUGAUAAUUCUCAAGCUAGUUCAGUUCAUACCGUUGAUGAUGUACCAUCAUCAAUGGUGGCGGUUUCAGAUUCCAGAUGUCAGCAAAAAGAUGUUGAGGAGGACUGUGGAACAGAAGAGGUAGUGGUCAUUGAUGAUGUUAAGAGUGACUCAGAGGAUUUUCAUAUCGAUGCCAUGUUGACUACUCCGUCUCAGACACCUGAAAUUGUGGAGAAAAGUGUAGAAAAAGAUGAAACACUGUCUACAUCUGAGGCUGGUGUUGAUUUUGGAGAGAGAAUGAAUGUGCAGGAGAUUGCUGAAAUUGAUGUUGAUGCCCAAAGAGAUGCAGAAAUAGAAGAUGAAAAAUCACGAAUUGUCUCUCUGAUGAAAAAGCAGGAAAUGACUAGUGAAAGCUCACCUUUCGGUACUAGACCAGAAUCUGCAGCUAUUGAAACUGAUGCUGCAAAGAGCACAGAGUUGGAAACUGAAAAGGCAAAGACACUUUUCCAGUCCAAAAAACAGGAUAUACCUAAAGAGACUACACCGCCCAAUGCCCCAAAAGCUUCGUUGAAAAAAUCUUCCCGCUUCUUUUCUGCAUCCUUUUUCUCAUUCAAGGAUGAUGAGGCAGCAUUUACUCCUGCCUCAGUUGUCCAUGGGUUUGUCACUACAGCACGAAAAGAACUGCCAAAAUUACUUGCUGGUUUGCUGUUUCUUGGGGUUGGGACUUUGUUUCUUGUUAUUCGCCUAGAGAGAAGUUCCCAGGUAAUUCAACAACCAGACAUGGUUGCAGGUCUUGAAGAGGUUACUUCAUCAGCGAAGCCUUUAGUACGACAGCUGAAAAGGUUUCCUAAGAGAGUGAAGAAACUAAUUGAUCAGUUACCACAUCAAGAGAUUAAUGAAGAAGAAGCUUCUCUUCUUGACAUGCUUUGGUUAUUGCUCGCAAGUGUUGUCUUUGUACCGAUGUUUCAGAAAAUUCCAGGGGGAAGUCCUGUGCUUGGCUAUUUAGCAGCUGGUAUCUUAAUCGGGCCAUAUGGCCUCUCUAUCAUCCGUCAUGUUCAUGGGACAAAGGCAAUUGCAGAGUUUGGUGUUGUUUUCUUGUUGUUUAACAUCGGGCUUGAGCUCUCUGUUGAAAGGCUUAGCUCAAUGAAAAAAUAUGUGUUCGGAUUAGGCUCUGCUCAGGUCCUUGCGACUGCAGUAGCGGUCGGCUUCAUUGCACAUUUUGCAUCUGGGCUGCCAGGUCCUGCAGCAAUUGUGAUUGGCAAUGGACUAGCAUUAUCUUCCACUGCUGUCGUACUUCAGGUUUUGCAAGAAAGAGGUGAAAGCACAUCACGUCAUGGGCGUGCAACCUUUUCUGUUUUACUUUUCCAGGACCUGGCUGUGGUUGUGUUGUUAAUACUGAUUCCUCUUGUCUCACCAAAUUCCUCAAAGGGAGGGGUUGGUUUUCAAGCUAUAGCAGAAGCCUUGGGGUUGGCAGCUGUGAAAGCAGUCGUUGCCAUUGCUGCAAUAAUAGUUGGAGGCCGUUUGUUUCUUCGUCCUAUCUAUAAGCAAAUUGCAGAGAAUCAAAAUGCUGAGAUAUUUUCUGCAAAUACUCUUCUUGUUAUUCUAGGCACAAGCCUCCUAACUGCAAGGGCUGGGCUUUCCAUGGCUUUGGGUGCAUUUUUAGCUGGUCUUCUCCUAGCAGAAACUGAAUUUUCUUUACAGGUUGAAUCUGACAUUGCUCCAUAUCGUGGCCUCUUGUUAGGUUUAUUUUUCAUGACGGUUGGCAUGUCUAUUGAUCCAAAACUUCUCAUAUCAAACUUCCCAGUGAUCACUGGGAUUCUCGCUCUCUUAAUUUUUGGUAAAACUAUAUUGGUAGCGUUAGUGGGGAGAGCUUUUGGGAUAUCAACGAUAGCCGCAUUAAGAGUUGGCCUCCUUCUUGCACCCGGUGGGGAAUUUGCAUUUGUAGCAUUUGGUGAGGCUGUUAAUCAGGGAAUAAUGCCUUCUCAACUUUCAUCUUUGUUAUUUCUGGUGGUUGGGAUUUCAAUGGCAUUGACACCAUGGUUGGCUGCUGGAGGGCAAUUGAUAGCUUCUAGGUUUGAGCAGCAUGACGUCCGGAGCUUGCUGCCUGUAGAAAGUGAGACUGAUGAUUUACAAGAUCAUAUCAUCAUAUGUGGCUUCGGACGAGUUGGUCAGAUCAUUGCGCAGCUGCUGUCUGAGAGGUUGAUUCCCUUUGUUGCACUUGAUGUGAGAAGUGACCGGGUUGCGGUUGGUCGUUCACUUGAUCUUCCUGUAUACUUUGGUGAUGCUGGAAGCCGAGAGGUCCUUCUCAAAGUUGGAGCUGAGAGGGCAUGUGCGGCUGCCAUUACUUUAGAUACUCCUGGUGCAAAUUAUCGGACAGUAUGGGCCUUGAGCAAAUAUUUUCCGAAUGUGAAAACAUUUGUUCGUGCUCAUGAUGUAGAUCAUGGCCUUAACUUGGAGAAAGCGGGAGCAACUGCGGUGGUGCCAGAGACAUUGGAGCCAAGUCUGCAGUUAGCAGCUGCCGUGCUUGCACAGGCAAAGCUUCCAAUGUCGGAAAUCGCUGCAACUAUUAAUGAAUUUAGGUCCCGCCAUCUUUCUGAGCUUGCAGAGUUGUGUGAAGCAACUGGGAGUUCACUGGGUUAUGGGUUCUCACGUAUGGGGACUAAAGCUAAACCUCAAUCUCUGGAUAGUGAUGAUGAUCGGGUCAUUGAGGGAACCUUGGCAAUUUGAUUACAAAUGCUGUUGGCAGAUCUGCAUCGAAUUUGUACAGUUAGUUCAUAUAGAAUGUACAAAAUUCCUGGGCAGUGAUCGUUUCUCUUCAUUUUUGACACAUUCAAUCUCCAUAAUUCUAAUAGUUCCUCCCAUGAUAGCAGAGUGGAAGUGAAGGAAUAAAGAAAAGACAAAGAACGUUGGCUGCCGGUGGAAUCAAAGAGGAACCUUUUUUCUUCAUCCUCUUUGUUUCUCUUUUUCCGUCUCUCCGUUCCUACCCUUUAAGGGUUCAUAUUAAAGGAAUGUAUUGUAUCACACGGAUGUGAUGAAUGCUAAAAUUUUCAUGAUUAUCAGUUCUUUUAUUGUGGGAUCACAAAUGCUUACAGAUUUCAGACACAUAGAAAAGCGUUCUUCAAUGAGAUUCAACUUUGAACUA